This is a messenger RNA of Musca domestica (house fly), 758 nucleotides long. Its product is annotated as DNL-type zinc finger protein. Gene Ontology annotation, cellular component: mitochondrion. Gene Ontology annotation, molecular function: zinc ion binding; protein-folding chaperone binding. Lineage: Eukaryota; Metazoa; Arthropoda; Insecta; Diptera; Muscidae. The coding region runs from base 221 to 748 and encodes 175 amino acids. Gene Ontology annotation, biological process: protein folding; protein stabilization; protein import into mitochondrial matrix. The transcript has a single exon. The record is from RefSeq and is a predicted model, not a curated record.
GAUUAGAACAGCUGUUUGGAACAUCAAACAUUGCGCCAUGGUAGUUAGUGCGUUUGUUUGUGAUCAGUAACAAACAUUUGCCAAAGGAAGUCGAGAGUGCUAAUUUUAAGAACAAUAAACAAAAACAUUUGGUGCAUUGGGGCCAGGCAAACAUCGCGAAAGAAACAGAUUUCCAAAGAGUCGUAAUGUGUCAAUUGUAAAUAAAUAACAGAACAAAGACAUGAACUCGUUGCGUAACUUCUUUAGUUCGCGUACACUAAACUACCUCAGGCAAAAUGGACAAAAUGCCCUCAUUAACAUCACACAACCGGUGGACAAUGCAGCCCCCACUAAUCCACCGACUGGUGCUGAAGUGAAGAAAAUCGAUCAAAACAGACCCAAAGAACCGCUGCUAAUACCAAAAACGAUUCUGGAUGCCACCAUCUUUACGGGAAAAAAGCUUCCAGCAUGUUCUUCGGGAUCAAUCUCACCAACAACCCUUAAGCAAUACCGUCGGAUGUCACGCAAAAUCGACAUAGUCUACCGUUGUAAAAUUUGUAAUACCCGCAACAGCAAGAAAGUCUCCGAGGAGGCAUACAAAAGUGGUGUUGUUAUCCUGCAAUGUGAUGGCUGUUCUGUUAACCAUUUGAUCAUCGAUAAUGUGGGAUGGUUUACGAAUACCAAGGGCAAGACAUUUGAUGAGGUGCUGGCCGAAAAUAGCAACAGUGUCAAAGUCAUUAGAGUUAAUGAAAAGGGUGAAUUAAUUUAGUUUGGAAAAA